Messenger RNA from Cryptomeria japonica (Japanese cedar), 2048 nucleotides. Its product is annotated as protein NRT1/ PTR FAMILY 5.10. The record is from RefSeq and is a predicted model, not a curated record. Gene Ontology annotation, biological process: dipeptide transport; transmembrane transport. The transcript has 3 exons. NCBI's taxonomy places the organism in Eukaryota, Viridiplantae, Streptophyta, Pinopsida, Cupressales, Cupressaceae. Gene Ontology annotation, cellular component: membrane. Gene Ontology annotation, molecular function: tripeptide transmembrane transporter activity; dipeptide transmembrane transporter activity. Bases 105 to 1859 code for a protein of 584 amino acids.
UCACCUACUUCCAAACACAAGACAAUCAUGGGCUGGCAGUCUAUUUCCAUUGUUAUGAAAUAUACGGAUAUAUAGAUUGGAAAACAAAAGCUAUAUCAUAAACAAUGGAAGCCACUUCCUCCUCUGAAUCUCCCCUGCUCACCAGCAUAACUAAAGAUGGGUGCACAGACCUCAAAGGAAGGUCUAUCAGCAGACAGCUCACAGGAGGAUGGAAAGCUUCUUUCCUCAUAAUUGGAGUUGAAGUGACAGAGAGAUUUGCCUUCAAUAGUAUUUAUAAUAACUUGCUCUCUUAUCUCACUGAUGUUAUGCACCAGAGCUCUGCCACUGCUGCUAAGAAUGUUAAUGUCUGGUAUGGUGUUGCGUCCAUGCUUCCUCUUCUUGGAGCUUUUCUUUCAGAUUCCUAUUUGGGGCGGUACAGAACCAUUAUUUUGUCAUCUCUGGUCUAUCUGCUGGGUUUAAUCUGUUUAACUCUUUCAACUUCCCUGACAUUUCUGAUCCCACCACCAUGUGACAACACAUCAUUCUUCUGCCCCAGACCUACAGCUUUUCAGAUGGGGUUUUUCUUCAUUUCACUGUACUUGGUUGCUUUGGCUCAAGGAGGCCAAAGACCAGCUUUACAACCAUUUGGUGCAGAACAAUUUGAUGAUGGAGAUCCAACAGAGAGGAAGCAUAAGAGCUCAUUCUUCAAUUGGUGGAAUUUUGGUCUAAGCAUUGGUUUACUUUUAGCUGGUUGUGUGAUUGUGUACAUUCAAGAAAAUAUCGGGUGGGGUCUAGGGUUUGCCAUCCCAACUGUAACCAUGGCAGUAGCAUUGCCUGUCUUCAUGUGUGGAACACAAAUGUACCGACAUAAAAUGCCUUCCAGUCCAGUAACUCGAAUUCUCCAAGUUUUUGUUGCAGCAAUUCGCAAGUGGAAUGUUUCUAUCCAUUCUCAAGCAGAACAGAGCUUGUAUGUUAAUCGAGGACAUACUGAAACAAGAAAGCUUCUACCCACUGAUCAAUUCAAGUUUCUUGACAAAGCAACAAUUGAAAUUGAUCUGGACCGUGAACACAGAACAAAUAUUUAUUGGAGGUUAUGCACAGUCACACAGGUUGAAGAGGUAAAGCUUAUUCUAAGAUUGCUGCCCAUUUGGGUAGCUUGUUUGAUGUAUGGAGUUGUUUAUGUACAGUCUCCAACAUAUUUUACAAAACAGGGCACCACAAUGGAUAGAAGGAUAAUUGGGCAUUUCAAAAUAGCUGCAGCAAGCAUGCAAAUCUUUAUUACCAUAUCUGUUCUAGUUCUAGUGCCUGUGUAUGAUAGAAUCUUUGUCCCACUGGCCAGAAGCAUAACUAGAAAUGAACGUGGUAUAACACUGUUACAGAGAAUAAGUGUUGGUUUAUCUUUUUCUGUUCUUUCAAUGAUUGUUGCAGCACUGACAGAAAUGAAAAGGCUUCAAGUGGCAAAAGAAUAUGGAUUGAUAGACACCCCCCAAGUAACAAUCCCACAAAGCAUUUUUUGGCUGCUUCCACAAUACAUUCUACUUGGUAUUGCUGAGGUGUUUGCAAUUGUAGGCUUGCAAGAGUUAUUUUAUGAUCAAAUGCCUGAGACAAUGAAAAGUUUGGGAACUGCCUUAUAUUGGAGUAUUUUUGGAGUGGGCAGUUUCUUGAGCAGCAUUCUUAUUUCUAUUAUUGAGGAAAUUAGUAGCAGAGGUAAGGGACAAAGCUGGUUCGCAGACAACCUAAAUAAAGCUCACUUGGACUAUUAUUACUGGCUUCUGGCUGCAUUGAGUGCACUAUUUCUUUGUAUCUAUCUGAUCUUUGCCAAUUGCUUCAUCUAUAAGAAAGAAGAAAGUAAAGUUUAUGGAGAUCAAGAGAUAACCUGAUCAUUAAAAAACGCUUCUUGUCCAAUUCUAAUAACAACUUUUUAGAACCUGUGCGGGAUCAGAUCUAUGGAACAUGAAGUCCCUAGUCCUACAGUUCAGAAAAGGUUUUACUUUAUUCGAAACUCUAAUUCAUUUAACUUAAAAGAGUUGAAUUGAGGCCUCAAAAAGAGAGAAGAACAAAAUAAUGGU